Messenger RNA from Mixia osmundae IAM 14324, 1278 nucleotides. RefSeq lists its product as uncharacterized. The record is from RefSeq and is a predicted model, not a curated record. The transcript is spliced from 6 exons. Bases 1 to 1278 code for a protein of 425 amino acids. Gene Ontology annotation, cellular component: transcription factor TFIIE complex. Gene Ontology annotation, biological process: transcription initiation at RNA polymerase II promoter; transcription open complex formation at RNA polymerase II promoter. Lineage: Eukaryota; Fungi; Basidiomycota; Mixiomycetes; Mixiales; Mixiaceae.
AUGAGCGAGGCACCCCUGCCGGCGAGACAGCUCGUCAAAUAUGUCGCACGGUGCUUCUACACCGGCUAUCCAGUCGUCAUCCUCGACUUUCUCACCCAGCAGCCCGUCAUCAAGGACGAAGAUCUGGCGGCUCUGCUGGGCGUCACCAGGAGCGAGAUGGUCAAGCAUAUGUCCAAGCUGCUCGGCCAGCGGUUGGCAUGCGCCUAUGCACGCAACGAGGUCAGGCCAGGUGGACUAAAGGCAGUCGAGCGUACAUACUACUUCAUCGAUUACAAACUCUUCAUUGAUGUCGUCAAGCUGCGUCUCUACAAGAUCGGCCAGCGCAUCACUGCCAUCUCAGGCAAUGCUAUCGAAUCGCAAGGAUGGUACUGUCCUCGCUGUAAAGCGAAUUACAAGAUUGAGGAUGCAGGCGAUCUGUUGUCCUAUUCUGGCCAGAUGAUCUGCACUGUCACCGGCUGCGAGACCCAAGUCAUCGACAAUGGCAGUGCAGAGGAGAACAAGAAGCAUCAGAAGACACAAGCGAGAUUGCAGGCUCAGACUGCUGUCAUACAAGACUGGUUGAGAAAGACAGACACCAUGACUUUGCCUGCCUUCGAUGUGGCCAACUGGCUCGCCAUCAAUAUGCCUGUCAGAGGCUCUGCCAGCGAGCUGCCAGAUGCGCAAGGCGGCGCGCAAGCCUCUGAGAUCAGGAUCGAAAUGGGUGCAGCCGGCUUGAAUGCCGCGCAAAAGGCUGCUCUCGCAGCUGCCGAAGAACUCAAAGCACAACAAAACGCGUUGCCGGUCUGGAUAGCAGAAUCGACUGUUGCCGGCCUGGACGCUACUGCGCAAUCAGCGGCCUCAACUUCAGAGAAUGCUCUCGCCUCGCCCACUUCUCCUCUGAAGUCUCCCGAGGGCAAGCAAGACGCAAAACCUGCCGCGGAUGCAGAAUACGAAGCCUACUAUGCUCGUAUGCAAGCUAGAGAUAGCUCAAACACGAUGCAGUCGCCAGAUGUGGCUUCGCCCACGAGAUCAGCGCAGAGCAGCAUUGCUUAUGGCAAGCGGCCUCUCUUCGAUGCGCCGGACGCAGCAGACGCAAAGCGGUCAAGAAUUGAGGAAGAGGAGGAAGACAGCGAUUCGGAUGCACCGCCCGAGGAGACCGACCAUGCAGAUUCUCUAAUGGUCGUGGUCGACGGCGAGGAGCAUCCGUUUCAAACGGUAGUAGACUCGCAAGCUUUGCAAGACGCGAUGAGGCCAGACGAAUACGACGCCUUCAUGGAGAUCUAUGCGUCCCAAAGCUAA